AUUAGUGGUUUUGUAUGAUCAUUGAAGUGGUAGUAGCAGUGAAAAACAAAGCAAUCCCCACCCAAUGGUCGAUUGCUUAAGAUUCUUCACCUAGUCACAUGUUCCUCUUCUCUUCUUCACCCUCAAAAGAACUCACAAAAAGCAAACCCUAGAUCCGAGAUCGGAGACAAAAUCAGACCCAAUCAGAGAAGAAAUGAAGAGAGAUCUUCAUCAAUAUCAAGGUCGUAAUACUCGAUUGUCCAGCCACGGGACUGCAAUCGCCGGUUCUUCUUCUUCCUCCUCGUCUUUGCCGGCGGCGGCUUGUGCUAAUAAAGACAAGAUGAUGAUGGUAAAGGAAGAAGAAGACGGUGGAAACAUGGAUGAGCUUCUCGCUGUUCUAGGUUACAAAGUCAGGUCAUCGGAGAUGGCGGAGGUUGCUUUGAAACUCGAGCAGUUGGAGACGAUGAUGGGUAAUGUUCAGGAAGAUGGUUUGUCUCAUCUCGCGACGGAUACUGUUCACUACAAUCCAUCGGAGCUUUACUCGUGGCUCGAUAAUAUGCUCUCGGAGCUUAAUCCAUCGGCGGUUCCGGCGUCUGGCUCUAAUGGUUUGAAUCCGAUUCUGCCUUCGCCGGAGAUUGAUAACUCGUUUUUCACCGGAGCUGGAGAUUCUUCGGCCAUUGGUGGUUUCUCGGCUUCCGAUUAUGACUUGAAAGCCAUUCCUGGAAACGCGAUUUACCGGAGAUCUAAUCAAUUCGCGAUCGAUUCUUCGUCUUCCUCGAAUAAUAAUCAGAACAACAAGCGGUUGAAAUCAUGCUCGAGCCCCGAUUCGAUGGUUACGUCUACAUCAACGGCGGCGCAGAUUGGUGGAGUUAUCGGAACGACGGCGACGACAACCACCACAUCGACGGCGACUGAGUCAACUCGGGCGGUAAUCCUGGUCGACUCGCAAGAAAACGGUGUUCGUCUAGUCCACGCGCUUAUGGCCUGUGCAGAAGCCAUCCAGAGCAACAAUUUGACUUUAGCGGAAGCUCUCGUGAAGCAAAUCGGGCUCUUGGCUGUGUCUCAAGCAGGAGCCAUGAGAAAAGUGGCUACUUAUUUCGCCGAAGCUCUCGCACGGCGAAUCUACCGUCUCUCUCCGCCGCAGAAUCAAAUUGACCACUCUCUCUCCGAUACUCUCCAGAUGCACUUUUACGAGACUUGCCCUUACCUCAAAUUCGCUCAUUUCACGGCCAAUCAAGCCAUCCUCGAAGCUUUCGAAGGCAAGAAGAGAGUCCACGUCAUCGAUUUCUCGAUGAACCAAGGUCUUCAGUGGCCGGCGCUUAUGCAAGCCCUUGCCCUCCGUGAAGGAGGUCCUCCGGUGUUCCGGUUAACUGGAAUUGGUCCUCCGGCGGCAGAUAACUCCGAUCAUCUCCACGAAGUUGGUUGUAAAUUAGCUCAGCUUGCGGAAGCGAUUCACGUCGAAUUUGAAUACCGUGGCUUCGUCGCCAACAGCUUGGCCGAUCUCGACGCUUCGAUGCUCGAGCUCAGACCUAGCGAAAUCGAAUCCGUGGCGGUUAACUCCGUUUUCGAGCUCCACAAGCUUCUAGGCCGUCCCGGCGGGAUCGAAAAAGUCCUCGGCGUUGUGAAACAGAUUAAACCGGUGAUUUUCACGGUGGUCGAGCAAGAAUCGAACCAUAACGGACCGGUUUUCGUAGACCGGUUUACUGAAUCGCUACAUUACUAUUCGACUCUGUUUGAUUCCCUAGAAGGAGUUCCGAGUAGCCAAGACAAAGUCAUGUCGGAAGUUUACUUGGGGAAACAAAUUUGCAAUCUCGUGGCUUGCGAAGGUCCAGACCGAGUCGAGCGACACGAAAUGCUGAGUCAAUGGGCAAACCGGUUCGGUUCGUCCGGUUUUGCGCCGGCGCAUCUCGGGUCUAACGCGUUUAAGCAAGCGAGUAUGCUUUUGGCUCUGUUUAACGGCGGAGAAGGUUAUCGUGUGGAGGAGAAUAAUGGAUGUUUGAUGUUGGGUUGGCACACUCGGCCGCUCAUAACUACCUCCGCUUGGAAGCUCUCGACGGCGCACUGAGUUGACUAAUGUCUCGAAGCCGACGGUGAUGGUAUGGUGAAUUUGACUCGGUUAUUUGAGUUUGAAUCAGUGGACCGGUGAUGACAUAUGUUCGGACCAGACCAAAACCGAACUGAAUCGAACCGCUUUGCCUUUUAUUUGUUUAUUUUCACCUGUUUAAAAUUCUUAUAUCGUUUUUUUUUUGUUUAGGUCAUUUUUAAUUUAUGCUUUUUUUUUGGGAUGAAUCAGAUAGGCAGAGUAUAUGUAUUUACUAAAUAUUUAUAUAUUUUAGAAUAAUUCAUUCUCGCUUUCAUAGCA
Messenger RNA from Eutrema salsugineum, 2341 nucleotides. Its product is annotated as DELLA protein RGA2. Gene Ontology annotation, cellular component: nucleus. Gene Ontology annotation, molecular function: sequence-specific DNA binding; DNA-binding transcription factor activity. Lineage: Eukaryota; Viridiplantae; Streptophyta; Magnoliopsida; Brassicales; Brassicaceae. The coding region runs from base 194 to 2044 and encodes 616 amino acids. Gene Ontology annotation, biological process: hyperosmotic salinity response; jasmonic acid mediated signaling pathway; regulation of DNA-templated transcription. The record is from RefSeq and is a predicted model, not a curated record. The transcript has a single exon.